AAUAGCCAAGGCUAGCUAUAAAAUAGUUAAGUUGGCAACAGCACUAGAAACUACUAAAUUUAGCAACACUGCUCGUCACAACAUAAAUAUCGAUAGCGGCGUGUCAUUAAAUAGAAUAAAAUGGCAUUCCAACUGCCCACGACAACUGCAGCUAGCGCCACUGGCUUCUCAUUCGGCUUGAACACGGCAACAGCCUCAACAGCAAAUCCUGCAAUUGGAGCGCUUGCCGCCAAACCAACAUUUUCAUUUGCCGGCCCAACAACAACAACAGCAAAUGCUGGCGGUGGCGAUGCAGAUAAUGCAAAGGCGGCACCGCCACCUUUCGGUGGUUUUGGUUUGUCUACAGCAACAACAACAGCAAGUCCUCUAACCGGACUUGGCUCUGGACUGGGCACAACUACAGCAGCAGCAGCGCCAACAGCAGCUGCACCCACAUUUGGUGGCUUCAUGGCAACAACAACAACAGCUGCUGCUGCACCCGCUGCAACAACAACAAUUGGCGGCAUUUCGCUUGGUUUAACAACAACAACGCCAAAAUUACCCAACACAACUUCGAUUGCACCAGUUGCGGCUGUGCCUGCGGUUUCUGCCGCUGUGGCGCCACUUGUGAGUGCAGCGCCAUCUGCUGGCAGUGCGUUUGCCAAUUUAUCGACAGCCACAAAAACAACAGAUUCUGCAACACUGGCAAAUGCAACGCAAUUAUCGUACAAUCAGCUGGAGGAGCACAUCAACAAGUGGACGUUGGAGUUUGAGGAGCAGGAGAAAGUGUUCACGGAGCAGGCGACACAGAUAAAUGCCUGGGAUAAACUAUUAAUUGGCAACAAUCAAAAGAUUAUCGAGCUAAAUGAUGCCGUGCAAAAGGUGAAAAAUGAUCAACAGGUGUUGGAUCAGGAGCUGGAAUUCAUUGCCACACAACACAAGGAACUGGAGGAGAGUCUGGCGCCGUUGGAGAAAGAGUUCAUCAACUUGCCACGCGUGGAUCAGGAACGCAGUCAGACUUAUUUGAUGGUUGAGAAUUUGGAUACACAGCUGAAACAGAUGUCGGAGGACCUAAAAGAGAUCAUUGACAAUCUGAACGAAGCCAACAAGGGACAGGACAACACAGAUCCCAUCAUCCAGAUCGGCAAGAUCCUCAACGCACACAUGAAUUCCCUGCAGUGGAUCGAAUCACAAUCCACACACAUCUGCAAGAAGCUCGACGACAUUGGCAAAAUCCAUGAGACCCAAAAGAGAGACAUCUUUCGGGCUCCCUACUAAUAGAUUAUAAUUUAUAAACCACUCUUGUAAUUCAAUCAAUAAAAAAUACACACAAACGUUGAGUUAAAAUUUAUAAAAA
Molecule: messenger RNA, 1336 nt
Organism: Drosophila innubila
Lineage: Eukaryota; Metazoa; Arthropoda; Insecta; Diptera; Drosophilidae
Gene: Nup62
Product: nuclear pore glycoprotein p62
Exons: 2
Coding region: 121-1257 (378 amino acids)
Biological process (GO): protein import into nucleus; RNA export from nucleus
Cellular component (GO): nuclear pore; nuclear pore central transport channel
Molecular function (GO): structural constituent of nuclear pore; phospholipid binding
Source: RefSeq, a predicted model, not a curated record